UGUUUCCUGUUUCGUCAGACCGCCCUAGCUCGGCUAACCCUAGUAUCUUCAGCGACCAGCCGACCAGUGAAGCGUUCAGGAGUGCACUCAUAAUCUCCGACUUGGACCAAUCGUUAGAAAAGGUUGCCGGAGAAGGCGUCGCUAGGGUUCCGACUAAGAUAAGCUUCUCUACGCCGAGCCGUUUCGUCUAUUUCGCUCAGUUAUUGUUUGGGGAAUGGUUUUUAUUUUUUAAGGUACUAGAGAUCUGACCUCUACAGCAAAUGGCUACUUUUUCGAAGCCCGAAAAUGCCUUGAAGCGUGCUGAAGAGUUGAUUAAUGUUGGGCAAAAGCAAGAAGCGCUUCAAGUUCUUCAUGAUUUUAUUACCUCGAGGAGGUACAGGGCAUGGCAAAAGACGCAUGAAAGAAUAAUGUUCAAGUAUGUAGAGUUAUGUGUUGACUUGAGAAGGGGAAGGUUUGCAAAGGAUGGUCUGAUUCAAUAUCGAAUUGUCUGCCAGCAAGUUAACAUUAACUCUCUUGAGGAGGUGAUAAAACAUUUUAUGCAUCUUGCUUCUGAAAGAGCUGAAUUGGCACGCAACCAGGCACAAGCUCUCGAAGAAGCUUUGGAUGUGGAAGAUUUGGAGGCUGAUAAGAGGCCUGAAGAUCUGAUGUUGAGUUUUGUUAGCGGAGAGAAAGGAAAAGACAGAUCUGAUCGUGAACUUAUUACCCCCUGGUUUAAAUUCUUGUGGGAAACAUACAGAACUGUGCUGGAAAUAUUGCGAAACAAUUCUAGACUUGAAUCCUUGUAUGCUAUGACUGCACACCGUGCUUUCCAGUUUUGCAAGCAGUACAAACGCACAACAGAGUUUCGUCGUCUGUGUGAAAUCAUAAGAAACCAUCUCGUUAAUCUCAACAAGUAUAGAGAUCAAAGGGACCGCCCGGAUCUGUCUGCUCCAGAAAGUUUGCAGUUGUAUCUGGAUACAAGAUUUGAACAGCUAAAAGUUGCCACAGAACUUUGUCUAUGGCAGGAAGGUUUUCGUUCUAUUGAAGACAUAUAUGGAUUGAUGUGCCUAGUUAAGAAAACACCUAAACCAUCUUUGAUGGUUGUUUACUAUGCCAAGCUUACUGAAAUAUUUUGGACGUCAUCCAGUCAUCUCCAUCAUGCAUAUGCGUGGCUCAAGCUUUUCUCACUCCAAAAAAGCUUUAAUAAAAACUUAAGCCAGAAAGAUUUACAGUUGAUAGCAUCCUCUGUUGUUUUAGCUGCACUUUCGGUGCCCCCAUAUGAUCAGACAUAUGGUGCAUCUCAUUUUGAGCUUGAGAAUGUGAAAGAACAGAGCUUAAGGGUGGCUAAUCUGAUUGGAUUUGAAGUUGAAGGCAAAGCUGAGAGCAAAGAAGUGCUUUCCCGGUCAUCACUUCUGUCAGAGCUGGUGUCCAAAGGUGUAAUGACAUGUGUCACACAAGAGGUGAAAGAUCUUUACCAUAUAUUAGAAUAUGAGUUUCUUCCUCUGGAUCUUGCAAUGAAAGUACAACCUUUGUUGAGCAAAAUCUCCAAACUUGGAGGUAAGGUGUCCUCAGCUUCAUCUGUCCCAGAACUGCAGUUGUCCCAGUAUGUUCCUUCCUUGGAAAAGCUUGCAACUUUAAGGUUGCUGCAGCAGGUAUCUCAGGUGUAUCAAACAAUACAGAUUGAUAGCCUAUCUAAAAUGAUCCCUUUCUUCGACUUUGUUGUUGUUGAGAAGAUUUCUGUGGAAGCUGUUAAACACAACUUCAUAGCCAUGAAAGCUGAUCAUAUGAAGGGUGCUGUAUUUUUUGGAAAGCAGAAUAUUGAAUCCGAAGGACUUCGGAAUCACUUAUCCACUCUGACCGAGUCCCUAAGCAAGGUGAGAAUAAUGAUUUAUCCUCCCAUGAAUAAAGCAGCAAAACUUGGGGAAGCACUCUCGGGUUUGACAGAGGUUGUUGAGAAGGAGCAUAAGAGACUUCUUGCACGAAAGUCCUUAAUUGAAAAACGCAAGGAAGAGCAAGAGCGUUUACUAUUGGAAAAGGAACGUGAGGAAGAAUCAAAGAGGUUAAAACUACAAAAGAUAGCUGAAGAAGCUGAGCAGAAAAGGCUUGCAGCUGAGUUUGAGCAGAGAAAAAAUCAGAGGAUCCUGAGGGAAAUUGAGGAGAGGGAACUUGAAGAGGCCCAAGCUUUGUUGGAAGAAACUCAAAAAGGUGCUAAGAAGAAGGGGAAGAAAGUACUUCCGGAGGGGGAAAAAAUAACUAAACAGACUGUGAUGGAAAUGGCCCUGAGUGAGCAACUCAGGGAGAAACAAGAAAUGGAGAAAAAACUUCUGAAGUUUGCCAAAACUAUGGAUCAUUUGGAGAGAGCUAAAAGAGAAGAGAAUGCUCCUCUUAUAGAAGCUGCGUAUCAACAGCAUUUAGCUGAGGAGGCUGCUCUUCAUGAACGGGAGCAACAGCAAGAGGUGGAACUAAGCAAACUACGACAUGAUGGUGAUCUUGAAUUGAAGAGGAGGCUGAGUCGGAUGUUGGAAAAUAAGAAAAUUUUUGAGGCUAGAGUUGUCAGUCACAGGGAGUCUGAAUUCAACAGACUGAGGAAGGAGAGACAGGAAAGAAUGAACCAGAUUAUCGAGACGGGGAAGCAGCAGAGGGAGGCUAGUAGAAAGAUGAUUUUCUUUUUGAGAUCUGAGGAGGAGCGCCUCAAAAAGUUGCAUGAAGAGGAGGAAGCUCGGAAGCUUGAAGAAGCGGAGAGGCGCAAGAGAGAGGAAGCUGAACGCAAGGCCAAAUUGGAUGAGAUUGCAGAAAAGCAGAGGCAACGAGAGUUGGAGCUGGAUGAGAAAGAAAGGAAAAGAAGAGAAGAGGUCUUGGGAAAAUCCAAGGUUGUUCCAGCUGCUGGGCCAACUGUACCUUUGACUGUAUCACAUCCGACCGAGGCGGGUGCUACUGCUGGCCCCACCUCUCCCGCUGCUGCUGCUGCUGCAGCUGCACCUGCAGCUACUAACAAGUAUGUGCCUAGGUUCAGACGGACGGCAACGGAAGGCGCAGGCCAGGCACCCCCUCCAGAAAGCGAGAGGAGGGGUAUUAACAGCGGUAGGUCAGAUGACCGGGCGUCUGAGAGAUGGGGUGGCAGCAGGCCAGAUGACAGAGCACCUGAUAGGUGGCGUGAUGAUCGUGAUCGUAGACCUGCGUUUGGAAGCUCUAAGCCCGGUACUUGGUCUUCCUCUAGGAGCCGAGGUGAAAGGUGAGACCUUUCUCGAGGAUUUAGAUGCCAGAGUAUUUUUCAUUAAGCACCAUGGAAUGAUACUUCCUUCCUGAACAAAAUCUUGAGUUGUUUGAUUCUUUAAUCCCAGAUUUAUUAUUUAUAGAGUUUUGGUAAUAUAAAGUGAUUUGGAUGGUUCUUAAUCUGUAAUGGAGACUAUUUUGUAUUAUAGCUUGAUUGUGGUUAAGUGGU
Molecule: messenger RNA, 3421 nt
Organism: Ipomoea nil (Japanese morning glory)
Lineage: Eukaryota; Viridiplantae; Streptophyta; Magnoliopsida; Solanales; Convolvulaceae
Product: eukaryotic translation initiation factor 3 subunit A-like
Exons: 15
Coding region: 261-3215 (984 amino acids)
Biological process (GO): formation of cytoplasmic translation initiation complex; translation reinitiation
Cellular component (GO): multi-eIF complex; eukaryotic translation initiation factor 3 complex, eIF3e; eukaryotic translation initiation factor 3 complex, eIF3m
Molecular function (GO): mRNA binding; translation initiation factor activity
Source: RefSeq, a predicted model, not a curated record